Zonotrichia albicollis (white-throated sparrow) is the source of this 1307-nucleotide messenger RNA. Lineage: Eukaryota; Metazoa; Chordata; Aves; Passeriformes; Passerellidae. The record is from RefSeq and is a predicted model, not a curated record.
AUGAGGCUCAGUCCUGCUUCGGUUCCCCUCACGGAGAUAACUCGGGACUUGGCUCACCAGCGGAUCCCCUCACGGAGGGGCCGGGCGGGGCUCGAUCCCGGUUCCCCUCAUGCAGGGGCCGAUCCGCUUCACGGAGAUGCAAGGCGGUUCAUGGCAGCCCCUGUUCCUCUCACGGAGGGGCCGGUUCCCCUCACGGAGAAGAAGGCGAAGGACAAGGCCCAGAUCCUGGAGCAGAUCGUGAGCAGCAAGAAGCAGGAGGAGGAGAAGAAGCGCGGGCUGGACAAGCGGACCCCGGCGCAGGUGGCCUACGAGAAGAUGCAGGAGAAGCGGCAAAUGGAGCGGAUCCUGAAGAAAGCAUCGAAAACCCACAAGCAGAGAGUGGAGGACUUCAACAGGCACUUGGAUACUCUGACUGAGCAUUACGACAUUCCCAAAGUCAGCUGGACUAAAUGACCAGGCUGCUUUUCAUGGCUCUGGAGCUGGAGUUGUGUUUUGUUUGUAUCAAGCAGGGUUGCCAUGUAAACCUGUCUUUUCUCCAUAUUGUCGAAUACAUCUUCUGAGCUUUUAUGACUUUAUACUGUCUUAUUUUAUAGACUUGUUUUUUAAAACCAAACAUGCAGCAGUGUCUCCUCUGGGCUGAGGAGCUCUGGUUUAUGUUGAUGCAGAGGGCUGGUUUUUCUUAAUAUUUAUAGUGAGAUUAAGGCCAAAACUAAUUGCUGUGAGCCAGAUGGAAAACAUUCCUUUAUGUCUUUGGUUCUAACAGUUCUCCCUCUUUGAGGUGAAGUGUCUGACAGGCUCACAUUAUUUAAGUUUCUCUAUUAUGUGAAUUGUAUAAGUACUAUCUAUCAAGUUCUGUCAGAGGCCACGCUGCAAAAUGUGAACUAUGUAAAAUUGUUUUACGAAAGGAUAUUCCUUGAUAUUUGAUCUUUGUAUACUUUCAAGCCUAACCAGCAAGAAGGGAGGUUUAAUCCAUGGAAUAGAGAGCAGCCAACAAGCUCUGAGUGAUGUCCAAGUUUUCAUAGCUGAUGUGCUGGAUUUCUGGGAUCCCACCGAGCAUCCAGGCUUGUGCAACUCUGAAAUAAAUAAUCAGCAUGUCUGUCGAGUGUGUAAUUACUGACUUGCUGUGUACCGGGUGCUGAAUCUGAUUUUUGUGGAAAACAGUGUCAUUUCUAUCUUGAGUAUCAACAGUAUCAUUUCUAUCUUGGGUAUCAAUGGUAUGGUAUCAUUUCCAUCUUGAGCUCUCUCUGAGGGGUCUGCUGCAACUUGUAAAUUCUAUUUAAUUUAUUAAAACGCUGCUUUCAUCCCUU